This is a messenger RNA of Staurois parvus, 539 nucleotides long. NCBI's taxonomy places the organism in Eukaryota, Metazoa, Chordata, Amphibia, Anura, Ranidae. The record is from the annotation of a GenBank genome assembly.
CCAAUGUUUGGGAUGGAUUGUAUACACCUGUGUCCAUGGAGGGGAUUGGAACACUGGAAUCACAUGAUAUGGAGGGGAUUGGAGCACCUGAAUCACAUGAUUGGGAGGGGAUUGGAACACCUGAAUCACAUGAUUGGGAGGGGAUUGGAACACCUGAAUCACAUGAUAUGGAGGGGAUUGGAACACCUGAAUCACAUGAUAUGGAGGGGAUUGGAACACCUGAAUCACAUGAUAUGGUGGGGACUGGAACACCUGAAUCACAUGAUUGGGAGGGGAUGGGAACACCUGAAUCACAUGAUAUGGAGGGGAUGGGAACACCUGAAUCACAUGAUAUGGAGGGAUUGGAACACCUGAAUCACAUGAUUGGGAGGGGACUGGAACACCUGAAUCACAUGAUAUGGAGGGGAUUGGAACACCUGAAUCACAUGAUAUGGUGGGGACUGGAACACCUGAAUCACAUGAUAUGGAGGGGAUUGGAACACCUGAAUCACAUGAUUGGGAGGGGAUUGGAACACCUGAAUCACAUGAUUGGGAGGGGA